AUGCCAAUCCCAUCGCUCAAAGGCAUCUACCAGCAGUACAAGGCCGACACCGACCUGGUGGCCGAAUGGCUGGCUGUAACGGCCAAAGCCCACGGCUAUGCUGCCACCGCCACUGCAUCAACGGCAAAUCCCCCAGCAGCCGUUGGGGGCAGGCUCAAGGGGAAAGCUCGAAAAAUGGCCAAGAAUCAGGCGUCAAAUCAGCCUAAGAAACCGACAGCGACGACAUCAGAGGCGGCUAUCGGUGAUGAUGGCAGUGGUACACCCGCUUCUAAGAAGCCCACAUAUCUCAUCAAGAUCAAAGAGUUUGAGCCCUUGGCACAGUUUGUGUCCAAAGUUGAUGAUAUCAAAGUCCCCAAUUACUUUUCUACUGCCCUUGAGCGUGUUAUACAAGUGCGACAGAGCUUCUCGGAUCGUCUUGCAUCGAGCGGAGUGGAAGUGAAUGCCGCCUCCGAUGACCGCCACUCUUUCUUCGUAGGUAUUCUCGAGAAAGUGCGUGAUCACUUGAAACCGCUCAUGGGAGCCGUCUCAUUCAGCGUGGACGCCAAGGCAGAUGCCAAGUCGAACGGUCUGGACGACAACUUCUUUAGCCCCCUAGAGGUAUAUCAUACUUCAGCAGAGUUCGACGAUGCUCCAGAUGCCGCCAUUGCAGCAUCUUCGACUGAUGUUAAAUAUGUCGCGGAACAGGCAGACUCUGCCCUGGACAUCCUCUUCGCGUACAUUGCUCUCUUGGACGACUAUCGCCGCCUUAGGAGCGAAAUUAAAACUUUGUGGGCCGACUACGCUUCUGGCAAGCUGGAUCUUGCGGCUGUUUCUGUUGCCACCAACAUGGCCUUUGAGCUUGCCCGCAAUAUAGAAGAAGAAGUAGACCCAUUGUUCAGCAAACUGGACGGCGGCGCCUACGUUGCCAACCUACAUUUUGAAAGGAUAUGCAGUGCGUUCGGAAUCGACAUUCACAAGGAUAAGCAGAGAGGUGACCCCUAUAACCUCAAGGCGUACGACCUGGCGGACGUAUGCAUGAUGAAUCCCAUGACGAUGCUGAUUAGCUACCUGCAGUCUACCCAGCGCGAUGAGAUGCAUCUGCAAUCGUACAGUGGCAGCUUCGGCUGGUAUGACGAGAAGCUGGGUGGCUCUGGAACGACCAACCGCCAAAAAUGGAAGCAAGACAUGACGGCGAUGCUGGAAAUCUUGCCAGAUGUCAGCUUUCUGGUGUGGAAACUCGGGGCUUCGAGCAUAGUGGACGAGUUGACCCGUGGAAUGGCCUACGUGAUGAACGAGCCUAACAAGACCGUGCCUCUCUGGCUAUGCUGGUCUUUCCAAAUCUAUCUUGAUAUUCUGCAGUCUCUUGGCGCGGACUGUGAUCGUGGAUACCGAGAAUUUCAGCAAGAAAGCCUCAAAGUCAAGCACUCUAUGCUCGAAAUCCCAGUGUCCAACAAAGAACGCUCACGAGUUCUCAGCGCCGCCACGAGGUGGGACAAGGAUCCAAUCUGGGCAGCUCGCAAGUUGGUAUCAGACGCAGGCCUGUUCCCCAACGAGACUGCGCCGGAAUUCAAGUUUCUUCGUCGCAACCCUUUAUACUGCGGCCUCUUGAUACACAAUAUGCGCUCAAACUUGCACUCUUCCGGCGGGCCUUACUUGGCGGGCCCCGGAGCGCUUGUGGGCGUGACGCAGCUGUAUCACGCGCUUCGUCAGGAGAAGAUGCUUGCUGACAAUCUGGUAUGGGAGGACCUUGAUGAUCUCUGGAAGAUGCAGGGCGAUCCGUCCUUUUUCGUUGGUGACCUGCCGACGAACCGAGAAGCUUACUUUAAAAACUACUGCCUGAGCAUAGGCACAUCUGUUACCAACUGGGCAGCUGAGAAGCGAAAGGGCAAACUCAAGAUAAACGCGGCCAACCGACGAAACUUGAAGUUUAUGGGAUACUUGACUUUGAUAACUAAUCAUCGCCUUGAGCACCCUGGAGAGCGCGUGCCGUGGUCAUCUGCCGCAGUCGAAAAUGCCUUGAAUGAAGGUAUUCUCAAGCAGUACACGGACAGCAGAGGCCAUAUCCAGCCGGAAUUCAAGGACAAGGUGGAAGAAGCAAGAGUCGAGAAUGCACGGCUCCUCCCUCCCGGGCUUAUACGCAAGCUGGCCCAGAACCUCCAGACUGAACUCCCAGGCAUCUGCUUCAACCUCUUCACCAUGCAUCACGAGGCAUGGAGAUUCCUAGAGCGGCUAAGCGAAGGCUAUUCGGGAAUCUUGGGUGCUGGCGUCCUAUCAAACAAGCCGGACGAACUGCCUUUUGCCGCUGGCCUCCCGCUUGCAGUGGCUGCAGGCCAGAUGAGCCCUCAAGGCGAUAAGAAGAUAGAGCCGUCGGAUGCUUUGCUGCUUAUUGCGGCGGAUGUUUUACAGAAAUUCUUGGAACAAGGGCAAGGCAGGGCCGUUAAAGAGGCGAUGACCAAGACAUUGCAGCAAAAGGACGUUGAGAGUUUGAAAUACGUGAGCAAAGAUCCUUGGGGAGUGGAGAAGCUCAGCCAGCUGUCUCUCUACUGA
This is a messenger RNA of Trichoderma gamsii, 2526 nucleotides long. RefSeq lists its product as hypothetical. NCBI's taxonomy places the organism in Eukaryota, Fungi, Ascomycota, Sordariomycetes, Hypocreales, Hypocreaceae. Bases 1 to 2526 code for a protein of 841 amino acids. The record is from RefSeq and is a predicted model, not a curated record. The transcript is spliced from 3 exons.